UUAAUAUUUUUGGCGGGAAGUGGAAAAUGAGAUUAAAUGUCAAAAUAAAAUAAAUGUGUCUUUGUUAGUGUUUGGUUACUACUUGUAAUCUUUUCAAAAUUAUUUCAUUCUCAAGCUCACAGCAAAACUUGUCGCGAAUCGCUCGGAAAUGAAGAAUGUUUCUUCAUUGAAAUCAAACAAAAUUGAUUCUCCCAAAACACCUGGAGGAAUAAGUAAGUCUCUUCUUACUCCUUGCCGAAGAGUAGGGCUCUCUCGAAAUUGGAGAAAAGGAGGACCGUCACCUUUCGUGUCUCCAAUACCAGGCACUGAAACGACUGAGCAGGAUGUACAGGCCAAACGAAAAAUUGAAGAUGUAGAUUCAAGUGCCAUUUGUGAUGUAAACACUACUCCUAUUCGUAAUGUUGAAUUUCAAAGAAGAAAGAAGUCAAAGAUAUUAAACGUGCAGCCUGAACCAACAUCUCCAGUUCCUACUAUCAGUGAUCUACACGAAACAACCUCAAAAAAUGUAUCAACUGAAGUGAUUCAUGAUGACAAAUUACCAGCUGUUGCUGCAUUGAAAGCUAAAAGUAGAAUAAGUGUUCCAAAAUCUCCAAAAGAAAUAUCUACUGAAAAUACUCCCAUUCAAACUUCUACAAUAGAAGCCGAUAUUAAAGAAAUCACAGAAAUAACUCCUAUAGUUAAAUCUAAAAGCAAAAGUAGAAAGUUUACUUCACCAUCGGCCAAAAAUAUCAAACUGGUAUCUGAUCAACCUAACCAUAGUGUGAAAGAUAAAGUAGCAAAACUAAAUAGUAAGAAUAAGUCAGUAAAACUAGAAGAGGAUAAGAAAAGAAGUCCUGAUAAUCUGACAAAAGAGUGCAUAGUGGUUAUACAGAAGAAACUUUUUAAAGGUCAAGUUUUAGCAUCCGAUACAAAUGAAAAAGAACAACAAGAUACCUUGCAGACAAUAGACUCUGAUUCAGAUGAUCUCCCUUUGUGUCAGUUGAAAGAUAAUGAAGUCAUUGCGAAUGUUCUUGUAGAAAAACAAGAGAGCCCUGUGAAACACAAAGUAGAAAAUUUGCAAAUACAACCUAGAAUAUUAACAUUAGACGAUGAUGAUGAUUUUAUGGAAGAUAAUAAAAUGAAAGUAAGAAAACUAGAAGAUAAGACCACAUCCACCACUAGCUUGAAGCAAAAAUUGAAGCAUAAACCAAAAGAGAAUAAAAUACCUGUAACAAUUAUAAUUAAAGAGCCACAAACAUCAUCACAAAGUUCCGAAGAUGAUGACUUUGAUUUCAAUCAAAAAAGAACAAUAUUAAUUAGAAAAUCCUAUGAUAAAGUUACGAAACCAACAAAAGCAAAAUCUACCGGUUCUAUAUCGCAAAAAGAUAUUGAUGAAUUGAAGUCUCGAAUUGAGGUUAAAAAGAAAUUGCUUCUGGCCAAAGCUAUGAACAAGGACACGGAAGAAUUGAGAGGACUUAUAAAGAAAUGGCAGAAAGGAUGCCAAGAUGCUCUGACAGAGUUGGUAGAAAUAAUGAGAAGUAAGUUUCCAGAUAAACAGAGUAUGGAGUUUUCGGAAGUGUUGAAAACUCUGAAAAUCCCUUGUAAUUUGGUUGGGUAUGACGAGGACAAUGAUUGUUUUAAUACUCCAGACGAUGAGAGCAUAGUUCUGGCUAAGUUCAAUGAUUUAUAAUUUCUAUAUGUUAUUAAUAAAUAAAUGUCUAAAAUUGUU
Plodia interpunctella (Indianmeal moth) is the source of this 1708-nucleotide messenger RNA. RefSeq lists its product as uncharacterized. The coding region runs from base 149 to 1669 and encodes 506 amino acids. Lineage: Eukaryota; Metazoa; Arthropoda; Insecta; Lepidoptera; Pyralidae. The transcript has a single exon. The record is from RefSeq and is a predicted model, not a curated record.